Messenger RNA from Suhomyces tanzawaensis NRRL Y-17324, 768 nucleotides. RefSeq lists its product as uncharacterized. NCBI's taxonomy places the organism in Eukaryota, Fungi, Ascomycota, Pichiomycetes, Serinales, Debaryomycetaceae. The record is from RefSeq and is a predicted model, not a curated record. The transcript has a single exon. The coding region runs from base 1 to 768 and encodes 255 amino acids. Gene Ontology annotation, cellular component: membrane.
AUGUCCCAAGCCUAUCAGCCAGUGGCCUCCGAGCCUCCAAAUGAACCACCUUCCUAUGACACUCCCAGGGAGGCUGGUGACAACAUUCCCGAUGACUUCAAGUACUCAGUUGACGUUGCUUCCUGUGAGCUUCCCAUCAGACAGAUGUUCAUCAGGAAGGUGUACUCGUUGCUUACAGCACAGAUUCUUGCCACUGUGGUGGUGGGUCUCUUUAUCAGAUCCAAUGGAACCGUCCAGGCCUGGUGUCUUGAGAAUACCUGGUUGUUGAUUGUGUCCUUCGUGGGUGCCAUUGGAACGCUUAUUGGUGCUCACAUCAAGGCCCGCUCUUACCCAUCCAAUCUCAUCUUCUUAGGAGCUUUCACGAUCUUUGAAGCAUACGGCAUCGGAUUGAGCUGUUCCUUGGUGGAAAGCGGUGUGGUGGUGCAGGCACUUAUGCUCACGCUUCUUAUCUUCAUUGGUCUUACCGCCUUCGCCUUCCAAACGAAGUACGACUUCACCAGUUGGCAGGGAGUUUUGGGCAUGUCGCUCUGGGGUCUCAUUGCCUGGUCGUUUAUUCUGUUCUUUUUCCCUGGCCAGUCCAAGUUCGUUGAAUUGGUCUACUCCGGCAUUGGGGCCUUGAUCUUCAGCGCAUACAUCGUCGUGGAUACCCAAAUAAUAAUGAAGACUGCCCACUUGGAUGAUGAGAUUAUCGCAACCAUCAGUCUUUACUUGGAUAUUGUGAAUUUGUUCCUCUUCAUCUUGAGGAUUUUACAGAGCAGAGAGGAUUGA